UGUACAGAUAACCAGUCUGAAUUCCCAUCUUUGGGGGGGAGGAUUAGAUUCUUUAGAGAGGAACCGCUUUUGGCGUUUAGGUUUUUUUUUUUCUCUCUGAAUUAAAAGGCACUUUACGAAUCGGAGGCGCUUCUGCACAUUUGACUGUGGCUUGUGGAACUGCGCAGGGCGUUUAGCGCACAGGUAUUGGUGGCGGGACAGUUGCAGAGAGAUUCAACAAGCAUGGAAGAGCGUUCGUUCCAGCGAGCUGAGUGACAGGACACUGAGAUAAAAAGGCUGUGCGCAAAGUAGGUUCACAGAGGGAAACAGUGUGAACGGGGAUGCUGGCACAGUGAGACAGCAUGCGGGUCACGUGGUCAGGCAUCACUCUGUUCACCGUCUCUGCUCUGCUGGGAUUGGCCGGCUCCGAGCCUCCGGAAGAGUCCAUCGCUGCAGAUAUGACUGCACGGAACGGGGCCACCACAAGUAUUCCGAACUCCGACCGUGACAACUCUGAGGACAACUCACCUGGUUACACAGGAUCGCGCCUCCGGCAGGAGGACUCCCCCCCGCGGAUCGUGGAGCAUCCGUCGGACCUGAUCGUGUCGAAGGGCGAGCCGGCCACCCUGAACUGCAAGGCGGAGGGCCGGCCGGCCCCCACCGUGGAGUGGUACAAGGACGGCGAGCGCGUGGAGACGGACCGGGACAACCCGCGCUCGCACCGCAUGCUUCUGCCCAGCGGCUCGCUCUUCUUCCUGCGCAUCGUGCACGGCCGGCGCAGCAAGCCCGACGACGGCAGCUACGUGUGCGUGGCCAGGAACUACCUGGGCGAGGCCGUCAGCCACAACGCCUCGCUGGAGGUGGCCAUCCUGCGCGAUGAGUUCCGGCAGAACCCCGCCGACGUGAUGGUGGCGGAGGGCGAGCCGGCUGUGCUGGAGUGCCAGCCGCCCCGCGGUCACCCCGAGCCCACCAUCUCCUGGAGGAAGGAUGGCGCCAACAUCGACGACCGAGACGAGCGCAUCACGAUCCGAAGCGGCAAGCUGAUGAUCACCAAUGCCAGGAAGAGCGACGCAGGGAAGUACAUCUGCGUGGGCACCAACAUGGUGGGCGAGCGAGAGAGCGAGAUUGCCGAGCUCACGGUGCUGGAGAGGCCCAGCUUCACCAGGAGGCCCACCAGCGUGGUGGUCCUGGCCGACGAGAGCGUGGAGUUCCGCUGCGAGGCGCGCGGCGAUCCCUUUCCCACCGUCCGGUGGAGGAAGGAGGACGGCGAGCUGCCCAGGGGGAGGUAUGAGAUCCUGGAGGACCACACUCUGAGUCUGCGCCGGGUGACCCCCGCCGACGUGGGCUCCUACAGCUGCCUCGCCGAGAACAUGAUGGGCAAGGCCGAGGCUUCCGCCUCGCUGACCGUGCAUGUCGUGUCUGUGCCCCCUGCGUUUGUGGUGCGGCCCAGGAACCAGGUGGUGGGCGUGGGCCGGACGGUCACCUUCCAGUGUGAGGCCACGGGUAACCCCCAGCCGGCCAUCUUCUGGCAGAGGGAUGGCAGCCAGAACCUGCUCUUCUCCUACCAGCCUCCACAGCCCUCCAGCCGCUUCUCGGUGUCACAGACGGGCGACCUGACCAUCAUGGGCGUGCAGCGCGCAGACAGCGCCCUCUACAGCUGCCAGGCACUCAACAUCGCCGGCAGCGUGAUCACCAAGGCCCUGCUGGAGGUCACGGACGUGGUGUCGGACCGGCCUCCGCCGGUGAUCCGGCAGGGCCCGGAGAACCGGACGGCGUCCGUGGACAGCACGGUGCUGCUGAGCUGUCUGGCCACGGGCACUCCCCUGCCCACCCUACUGUGGAGGAAGGACGGAAUGCUGGUGUCCACGCACGACUCCCGCGUCUCCCAGCUGGACGGAGGAGGCCUUCAGAUCCGCUACGCCAAGCUCGAGGACAGCGGCUUGUACACCUGCGUGGCUUCCAGUCCCAGCGGUGAAGCCUCGUGGAAGGCCUACCUGACUGUGGAAGAGUUCGGAAUAGCUGCGCAGCCUGGCAGGCCCACUGAUCCCAACCUCAUCCCCAGUGCACCCUCCAAGCCGGAGGUAACCGACGUCACGCGCUUCUCCGUCACCCUGACCUGGAAGGCCAGCCUUAAUGGAGCCACGCCCACGUCCUACGUCAUCGAGGGUUUCAGCCAUGCGUCAGGGAGUAGCUGGGUGACGCUGGCCGACCACGUAAAGACUGAGUCCUAUGUCCUGAAGGGACUGAAGCCCGGGGCGGUGUAUCUCUUCCUGGUGAGGGCGACCAACGCCUACGGCCUGAGUGACCCCAGCCCCAUCACGGACGCCAUCCGGACCCAAGACACCCCUCCCACCAUCCAGGGUGUGGACCACCGUCAGAUCCAGAAGGAGCUAGGGGAUGUGGUGAUUCGCCUGCACAAGCCCACCAUCCUGUCCUCCUCCUCAGUACGGGUGCAGUGGACGGUGGAGCAGCAGUCUCAAUACAUCCAGGGAUACAAGGUCAUGUACCGGCCCUCGACGGAGUCGGGAGAGCCGCGCGGCCAGUGGGGGGUGUUUGAGGUGCGUGUGUCUGGCGAGGAGGGCGCCGUAGUGCCGCAGCUGAAGAAGGGCGUCACCUACGAGUUCAAAGUGCGCCCGUUUUUCGACGAGUUCCAGGGCGCUGACAGCGAGGUGAAGAUAGCCAGGACGCUGGAGGAGGCUCCUAGUGGUGCCCCACGUGGGGUGACAGUGACCAAGAGUGAUUCCAAUGGGACAGCCAUCCUGGUCGCCUGGCAACCGCCUCCUGAAGAAGAGCGGAAUGGAGUGGUCCAGGAGUACAAGAUUUGGUGCCUUGGCAAUGAAAGUCGUUACCAUGUCAACCGGACGGUGGAUGGUUCCACCUUUUCCAUUGUCAUUCCCAGCCUGUCGCCCGGCAUCCGCUACAGUGUGGAAGUCGCUGCUAGCAACGGGGCUGGCCCGGGGGUCAAGAGCGAUGUCACCUUUUUUCAGCUGGACUCCUCUGGCCAGAUGGUGGACGGCGCAGACGACCAGGACGCUCUCUCUCACCUCUCGGACGUGGUGAAGCAGCCGGCCUUCAUCGCGGGGAUUGGCGCCACCUGCUGGGUGGUGCUCAUGGUCUUUAGUGUGUGGCUGUACCGCCACCGCAAGAAGAGGACCGGCCUGAGCAGCAGCAGCUACGCUGGCAUUCGCAAAGUUCCAUCAUUCACCUUCACCCCAACAGUGGCCUAUCAGAGAGGAGGAGACGCUGUUUGCAGUGCUGGAAGGCCUGGUCUGCUCAACAUGGGCGAGGCAACCAAUCAGCCGUGGCUGGCCGACUCCUGGCCCAACGCCUGCACCAAUCACAAAGACUGCAGCAUCAACUGCUGCAACGGAGGCAACGGCACCAGCGACAGCAACCUGACCACCUACAGUCGCCCAGCCGACUGCAUUGCUAACUACAGCAGCCAGCUGGACAACAAGCCGGGAGUUCUGCUGGGCUCCGACUCCGCGGUGUACAGCGACGUGGACCUGUCCAACAAGCUCAACGAGAUGAAGACGUUCAACAACCCCACUCUCUGCUACAUGGGCUCUGGGGGAGGACCACCCACUCCGUAUGAGCCCACCCCUUACGCCACGACCCAGCUCAUCCAGUCAAACAUCAUGAUCAAGAACAGCGGGGUGGGGCCAGGGCCCGGCGACUUCAACGACAAACGCUGGAAGGCGCUGCAGCCGAAGCCCCCGGAAAUGACGUCGUCGCUGCAGUUCAACAUCGUGGAGCAGAACAAAGAUCACUACCUGCCUCCCACCAUCUCCUACAGCCAGGCUAAUGAGCACGGCUCCGCGGGGUCCUACCACAGCUCAGACAGAGCCAGCAAUAGCACGUCGGGGAGUCAAAAUCAUAAAAAAGGUACUCGAACCCCCAAAAUGUCCAAACAAAGUGCAGUGAACUGGGCUGAACCACUACCACCUCCCGGCUUGAACCCCCCGGCUAGCCGCAGCUGUGAGGACUACCUACAGCCCAUGGACAAGAGUUUUGAACCAGACCCACAGUGCCCGAUGCUUCAGGGUCGCAUGUACCUACACCAAGGCGAGAUGGAGGAGGAGGAAGAGCAGGAGGGCCUGGACAGGUGCCCCACCCCACCCGUCAGAGGGGCGGCAUCCUCUCCUGCCGCAAUGUCCUACGGUCACCAAUCCACAGCCACACUCACCCCAUCCCCCCAGGGAGACCUCCACCCAGGCCUGCACGGCAACCACGGGGAACUCAGACGGCACGCGGCCAGCCCACCUCUGCACCCCAGGCCUCCGUCCCCCUCGCACAACUACGGCUACAUCUCGGGCCCGCCGGACGAGGAGGCAGACGAGGACGAGGCCGAGGGGGCCGAGGGCGAGGCCGGGCGGCGCCGGCGCCGGACGCAGCAGCACCAGGCGGCGGCGAGCCAAGGGGGCCAGCGGGAGCAGUUCCCCCGCCGUCUGCAGCUGCACAGGGGCCUGGAGCAGACGCCGGCCUCCAGCACGGGCGACCUGGAGAGCUCCGUCACGGGCUCCAUGAUCAACGGCUGGGGCUCGGCCUCCGAGGAGGACAACGUCUCGUCGGGCCGCUCCAGCGCCGUCAGCUCCUCCGACGGCUCCUUCUUCACCGACGCCGACUUCGCCCAGGCCGUCGCUACGGCGGCCGAGUACGCCGGCCUGCGGGUGGCCCGCGGCCCGGGGGCGGGGCCUGAUGAUGUCGGAGGCGGGGGUCCGAAAUACCACAUCGGCCCCCGGCCGAGUAGCCCAGUGUCCACGGACAGCAACAUGAGUGCAGUGGUGAAGCAGAGGAAACCACACAAAAGGCACAAGCAGCACUCGACUGCGCCCCAGGGCCAGCAGCGGCAGCCCCCACAGGAAGGCGCAGACGAUCCGUGCCUGCCCCUGAGCCCCUCGUCGGCAGGCCCGAAGUCUCCCAGCCACGGCUCCAGGUGUGGCUACGAGGAGAAGGGCGCCACGCUGCCCAGGAUGGGCUGCGGUGAGGCCAGAGGCAGGAGGGGGAGCGCGGGGGGCUACCGCACACGAGAGGGCUCCGCCGAGCGGCGAGGGGACCACGACAGACACCGCGUGCCACACGGGGGCAAGGGCAAAGCCCGCCCACACGCAGCGGCGGAAGAUGUACCCCCAUACAGCCAGCCCUACUUCCCCACAGCACAGAGCCAGAAGGAGGCGGCCGGCUCCUCCGGCUCCGCCUCCUCCCGGGGGUCCGGGGGUCGCCGGCGGGGGGACGCGGAUCCUGGGGGACGCAGGAACCCCAACGACCCGGGACUCCACUGCAUGGGCACCUUUUCACACCAGGAGGAAGAGCUAGAGCUUCUCGAGAGCUGAGGGUUCAACCAGGAUGAGAGAAAGCAUACUGAUGUUCCACAACCCCAAGUGGAAAUCCAUCUUCCAACUGUGGACCAUGUACGACUCAGACCAUCUGCAGUUAUUCACAAUUAUGUAAAUGAUCUGAUUUGUCUUAACAGGAAAAAAAAAACUGACCAAUGUGUACUGUUUUAAUUUUUUUUUAGUAUCUAUUUUCAAUAUUUAAUCUUCCCACAGAGAGCAAAUAAGAAACAAUCAAACGUUUCUCUUGCUUUGAGUAGGUGAUUCUGUUCUGAAGCCCCAGUGCAUUGUGGGAGUUAGCGGCGAGCAGGUGUGCUCGACACCCUGCUGCCCACAGCCUUGUAAUCCUCUGGUGCAAGUGUUCUGGAAACUGCAUGAGAGAACAGUGGGCCAUUACUAGUACAAACAAGUUCCUUUUACCCUUAAACUGUGAUCCAGUACUACAGUGUGGUCCAUCCUCUCCCUGCUCGCCAAACGCGUGCUCUGCUAAUGCUGAAGUUGGGCACAAGGCUGGCUAUUGUAAAUUUGCCAAAUCACUGGGUCAUUGAAAGAAGUGAUGCCAUGGGAUCUUUUUUCUAAUGCACUGUUGUCAUUUUGUUAUCGAUGUCGUUAUCGUUAGUGUUUUUUCUUUUUCUUUUGUUUGCUUUGUCUUUUCUUAAAAAAAAAAUAUUGGUUUCAAAAGCACAAUCACUAAACGUUUUGUUUUAAACCAUCCUUAUAUAUGAAGCGCUCCGCAUUAUAUGAGGGGCAGUGAAAAACGGAGUCUUGCUAAGCAUGGUGUUUAAGAUGGGAUAAGAGAAUAGGCUUUUUUUGGGGUUUGUUUUAUUUCUGCAAACAAACGAGAUGGAAAUGAAAGCCGUGUCAUCACGUGACCCGAAAGGGUGUAGACCGGGAAGCGAGCAACCCGUCACCUCAUCGACGGUGACGUCACACGCGAUGAGACAAGCGUCCGCGAAAUAAGGCCAUCUGCCAUGGGCAGCACCUUCAGGCCCUGGAAUGCUCGGGUCAGGAGCGUCCUUUCCGUGUUGGAUCGCGGGGAGGAGCGACAACCCCAAAAGAGGUUCCGACGAGUAAUCCCUCCACAAGCACGCGGCGAAAGCCAUCCCGCCGAGCGAGUGCCUGGGAUGUACAAGAGGAACAGAGGACUCCAUCAUGGGGGCUGAAAUGUGAAAUGAGGGAUUGAUUCCUGCGAGCACCCAGAGCUGCUUCCACGGUCCCCAUCCACCGUAUUGCAGUCUGUUUUGUUUUGUUUUUGUUUGUUUUGGGGGUUUUUUGGGGGGGGGGGGUUGUAUUGUUUGUUUGGAUUGAUGAACAAUGUCUGUGAGAAUAUGUUCUCUGAAAAAUACCCUGUGCUGUCCAUCAUUGUUUGGUGUUUACUAUGUUAAGGAAAAAAAACUACCAACUGCUUUAAAUUGUCAGCCAUAACUUUUCAUGACUGAUGAUCUCAUAUUUAGAGUAAAAUAAACAUUGUCAUUUCCCACCUUAUUUAUUAUUAAAACAUUUUUCAAAUGCA
Messenger RNA from Electrophorus electricus (electric eel), 6825 nucleotides. The record is from RefSeq and is a predicted model, not a curated record. Lineage: Eukaryota; Metazoa; Chordata; Actinopteri; Gymnotiformes; Gymnotidae.